Molecule: messenger RNA, 1620 nt
Organism: Pipistrellus nathusii (Nathusius's pipistrelle)
Lineage: Eukaryota; Metazoa; Chordata; Mammalia; Chiroptera; Vespertilionidae
Source: the annotation of a GenBank genome assembly
AUGGCCACCACCGCCACCUGCACCCGCUUCACCGACGACUACCAGCUCUUCGAGGAGCUCGGCAAGGGUGCUUUCUCUGUGGUCCGCAGGUGUGUGAAGAAGACUUCCACGCAGGAGUAUGCAGCAAAAAUCAUCAACACCAAGAAGUUGUCUGCCCGGGAUCACCAGAAGCUAGAACGUGAGGCCCGGAUAUGCCGACUUCUGAAACAUCCAAACAUCGUGCGCCUCCAUGACAGCAUUUCCGAAGAAGGGUUCCACUACCUCGUGUUCGACCUGGUCACCGGCGGAGAGCUGUUUGAAGACAUCGUGGCCAGAGAAUACUACAGCGAAGCCGACGCCAGCCACUGUAUACACCAGAUCCUGGAGAGCGUCAACCACAUCCACCAGCACGACAUCGUCCACAGGGACCUGAAGCCAGAGAACCUGCUGCUGGCGAGUAAAUGCAAGGGCGCCGCCGUCAAGCUGGCCGACUUCGGCCUCGCCAUCGAGGUGCAGGGCGAGCAGCAGGCUUGGUUCGGCUUUGCUGGCACCCCGGGUUACCUGUCCCCCGAGGUCUUGAGGAAAGAUCCCUAUGGAAAGCCCGUGGACAUCUGGGCCUGCGGAGUCAUCCUGUAUAUUCUCCUGGUGGGAUACCCUCCCUUCUGGGACGAGGAUCAACACAAGCUGUAUCAGCAGAUCAAGGCCGGAGCCUACGACUUCCCAUCACCAGAGUGGGACACGGUGACCCCGGAAGCCAAGAACCUGAUCAACCAGAUGCUGACCAUAAACCCCGCCAAACGCAUCACGGCCGACCAGGCACUCAAGCACCCGUGGGUCUGCCAACGGUCCACGGUGGCGUCCAUGAUGCAUCGCCAGGAGACGGUGGAGUGCUUGCGCAAGUUCAAUGCCCGGAGGAAACUGAAGGGUGCCAUCCUCACGACCAUGCUCGUCUCCAGGAACUUCUCAGUUGGCAGGCAGAGCUCCGCCCCCGCCUCGCCUGCCGCGAGCGCCGCCGGCCUGGCCGGGCAAGCUGCCAAAAGCCUGCUGAACAAGAAGUCGGACGGCGGCGUCAAGCCACAGAGCAACAACAAAAACAGUCUCGUAAGCCCAGCCCAAGAGCCUGCGCCCUUGCAGACGGCCAUGGAGCCACAAACCACCGUGGUGCAUAACGCUACAGACGGGAUCAAGGGCUCCACAGAGAGCUGCAACACCACCACGGAGGACGAGGACCUCAAAGUGCGAAAACAGGAGAUAAUUAAGAUCACGGAGCAGCUGAUUGAGGCCAUCAACAAUGGAGAUUUUGAGGCCUACACGAAGAUCUGUGAUCCAGGCCUCACUUCCUUUGAGCCCGAAGCCCUUGGUAACCUCGUGGAGGGGAUGGAUUUCCAUAAGUUUUACUUUGAGAAUCUCCUGUCCAAGAACAGCAAGCCCAUCCACACCACCAUCCUGAACCCGCACGUCCACGUGAUCGGGGAGGACGCCGCCUGCAUCGCCUACAUCCGCCUCACCCAGUACAUCGACGGGCAGGGCCGGCCUCGCACCAGCCAGUCGGAGGAGACCCGGGUCUGGCACCGCCGGGAUGGCAAGUGGCUCAAUGUCCACUACCACUGCUCAGGGGCCCCUGCCGCACCGCUGCAGUGA